This is a messenger RNA of Penicillium chermesinum, 1650 nucleotides long. RefSeq names its product Elongator subunit ELP3. NCBI's taxonomy places the organism in Eukaryota, Fungi, Ascomycota, Eurotiomycetes, Eurotiales, Aspergillaceae. Gene Ontology annotation, cellular component: cytoplasm; elongator holoenzyme complex; nucleus. The transcript is spliced from 4 exons. The record is from RefSeq and is a predicted model, not a curated record. Bases 1 to 1650 code for a protein of 549 amino acids. Gene Ontology annotation, biological process: tRNA wobble base 5-methoxycarbonylmethyl-2-thiouridinylation. Gene Ontology annotation, molecular function: acyltransferase activity, transferring groups other than amino-acyl groups; iron-sulfur cluster binding.
AUGGCGACCAUGACCGUGACCAUGCCGCCUUCUUCGAAGAAGGGCAUGAAGCCGAAGAACACCAGGCUUGCGCCAGAGAGCGAGCGCUUCAUGCAAGCAUGCUCAGAUAUCGCGAAUGCCCUCAUCCAAGAAUAUGAAUCGCAGAAGGAUUCCACGAAGCCCAAGAAAGACAUCAACCUCAACAAGCUGCGGGGCACCAUCGCAAAGAAGCAUUCUCUGGGCUCGCAGCCGCCACUCACGGCCAUCAUUGCGGCCGUGCCUGAACACUACAAGAAAUACAUUCUGCCGAAGCUGAUCGCAAAGCCUAUUCGAACCUCGUCUGGAAUCGCCGUCGUGGCGGUAAUGUGCAAGCCUCACCGAUGCCCUCAUAUCGCCUACACCGGUAACAUCUGCGUCUACUGCCCUGGUGGCCCGGACUCCGACUUCGAAUACUCCACACAGUCCUAUACCGGUUACGAACCGACCUCUAUGCGUGCCAUCCGCGCUCGAUAUGACCCGUUCGAACAAGCGCGGGGUCGAGUCGAUCAGAUCAAGUCCUUGGGCCACAGCGUGGACAAGGUCGAAUACAUUAUCAUGGGCGGGACCUUCAUGUCGCUGCCCGAGGACUACCGCGAGAAAUUUAUCUCUCAACUUCACAACGCGCUCAGCGGAUACCAAACGGACAAUGUGGAUGAGGCGGUGGAGGCAGGGGAAAUGAGCAAUGUCAAGUGUGUCGGUAUCACCAUCGAGACUCGGCCCGAUUACUGUCUAGAUACACACCUGAGCAGCAUGCUCCGCUACGGCUGCACCCGUCUGGAAGUCGGCGUGCAGAGCUUGUACGAGGACGUGGCCCGGGACACGAACCGUGGUCACACUGUGGCAGCAGUCGCAGAGACAUUCAAGCUAUCGAAAGACGCCGGAUUCAAGGUUGUCAGCCACAUGAUGCCUGAUCUUCCCAACGUUGGAAUGGAGCGCGAUCUGUUCCAAUUCCAAGAAUCUACCCCACCCUCGUCAUCCGAGGCACCGGUCUUUACGAGCUCUGGCGCACAGGUCGAUACAAGAACUACACCCCCCAACGCCCUCGUCGAUCUCGUCGCCCGCAUCCUGGCCCUGGUACCCCCUUGGACCCGUAUCUACCGCGUGCAGCGUGAUAUCCCCAUGCCGCUGGUGACUUCCGGCGUCGAGAACGGCAACCUGCGAGAGCUCGCGCUUGCCCGCAUGAAGGAUUUCGGCACCACCUGCCGUGACGUGCGCACCCGAGAAGUCGGGAUCAACGAGGUGAAGAACAAGAUCCGCCCGUCGCAGAUCGAGCUGAUUCGCCGAGACUACGCGGCGAACGGCGGCUGGGAGACGUUCUUGGCAUACGAGGAUCCGAAGCAGGACAUUCUCAUUGGUCUUCUCCGCCAGCAGACCAGUAUCGUCCGAGAGCUGCAUGUGUACGGCUCGGCUGUGCCGCUCCAUGGCCGUGAUGCGCGCAAGUUCCAGCACCGUGGGUUCGGUACGUUGCUCAUGGAAGAGGCUGAGCGCAUUGCGCGGGAGGAGCAUGGCAGCCGCAAGAUCAGUGUUAUCUCUGGUGUUGGCGUGCGUAGCUACUAUGCCCGACUUGGGUACACGCUGGACGGACCUUACAUGUCUAAGAUGCUGGACCCAUGGGAGGAGGACGAGGAGUAA